This is a messenger RNA of Lathyrus sativus (Indian pea), 267 nucleotides long. The record is from the annotation of a GenBank genome assembly. NCBI's taxonomy places the organism in Eukaryota, Viridiplantae, Streptophyta, Magnoliopsida, Fabales, Fabaceae.
AUGAGAGAGUCGUGGCUUGUGGCAGGCGAUAUGAACGAUAUUGCUUUUGAUCGCGAAAAGAAAGGGGGAGCUACUAUUUGUCAAAACAAGUGUAAGAAGUUCAUAGAUUGGAUUGACAAGUGUGGUUUGAUUGAUUUGGGAGCUGUAGGGGCUAGGUUUACGUGGAAGGGUCCGAUCUAUAAUGAUGGUCAACUUAUAUAUGAGAGACUUGAUAGAGCUCUUUUCAAUGAGAAUUGUAGAAUCUACUUUCGUGAUGGUUUUGUUUAA